This is a messenger RNA of Cajanus cajan (pigeon pea), 2761 nucleotides long. The record is from RefSeq and is a predicted model, not a curated record. NCBI's taxonomy places the organism in Eukaryota, Viridiplantae, Streptophyta, Magnoliopsida, Fabales, Fabaceae.
AAUAUAGAGUGGAUUAUGGAAGUGGAAAUAGAGAUAGAAUGCAUGAGGAGAUAGACGUUUUGAUUGUGGCGCUCACUAAAAAGCAGAGCAGAGGAAAGGAAAGAAAAAGAGAGUUGUUGUCUUGUGUCGUGUUUCUAGUUUCUACUGCCAUCGCCCAUCAGUCAUGACUAUGAGCAUGCCUGAGCCUCAGCCUCAGCCUCAGCCUCAGCCUCAGCCUCUCCACUGCCUCCUUCUCCUCUUGCUACUCUCUGGCCUGGCUCUCUCCUCCGCUUCCCAGCCUCGCAACCCCGAAGUGGAGGCUCUGAUGAACAUUAAGUCCUCUCUCAAUGAUCCACACGCUGUCUUAAACAACUGGGAUGAGUUCUCCGUCGACGCUUGCAGUUGGGCCAUGAUCACUUGCUCUUCCGAUUACCUUGUCAUAGGCCUGGGUGCGCCUAGUCAGUCUCUUUCCGGAACUUUAUCUCCAGCUAUCGGAAAUCUCACCAAUCUUCGACAACUGUUACUGCAGAACAACAAUAUCUCAGGCAAUAUACCACCCCAACUCGGAACCCUUCCCAACCUUCAGACUCUAGACCUUUCCAACAACCGAUUCUCGGGGGUCAUCCCUGCAUCUCUUAGUCAAUUGAAUACUCUUCAGUACCUGAGGCUCAACAACAAUAAUUUGUCCGGAUCCUUUCCCGUGUCAUUGGCCAAAACCCCACAGCUUGCUUUCUUGGACUUGUCUUAUAACAAUCUCAGUGGACCAUUGCCCAAGUUCCCUGCCAGGUCAUUCAAUAUUGUGGGGAACCCAUUAGUUUGUGGAAGUAGCACUACGGAUGGUUGCUCUGGCUCAGCAACCCUCAUUCCAUUUUCUUUCUCACAAGUGUCAUCACAAGGAAACCACAGGUCCAAGAAAUUAGCAAUAGCACUUGGGGUUAGUCUUAGUUGUGCGUCUCUCAUCCUCCUGUCUUUUGGGCUAUUUUGGUAUAGAAAGAAACGGCAGCAUGGAGCCAUCCUAUAUAUCAGUGAAUUUAAGGAAGAGGGAGUUCUUAGCUUGGGGAAUCUUAAACAUUUUACUUUCAGAGAGCUCCAACAUGCCACGGAUAAUUUCAGCUCCAAGAAUAUACUUGGUGCUGGAGGCUUUGGCAAUGUCUACAGGGGUAAGCUUGGAGAUGGCACAAUGGUGGCGGUGAAAAGGCUGAAAGACGUAAAUGGUAGUGCCGGCGAAUCUCAGUUCCAAACCGAGUUGGAGAUGAUCAGCUUGGCAGUUCACCGCAAUUUACUUCGCUUAAUCGGAUAUUGUGCUACUCCCAAUGAAAAACUUUUGGUUUAUCCUUACAUGUCUAAUGGCAGUGUGGCCUCCAGGCUUAGAGGCAAACCAGCGCUAGACUGGAACACAAGAAAGAGAAUAGCAAUUGGAGCUGCCAGAGGCCUUCUGUAUUUGCAUGAACAAUGUGAUCCAAAGAUAAUACACAGAGAUGUAAAGGCCGCCAAUGUGCUUCUGGAUGACUAUUGUGAGGCUGUUGUUGGUGAUUUUGGACUUGCAAAGCUCCUUGAUCAUGCUGAUUCCCAUGUUACUACUGCUGUCCGUGGCACUGUUGGCCACAUAGCACCAGAGUAUCUCUCCACCGGGCAAUCAUCUGAGAAAACAGAUGUAUUUGGAUUUGGCAUUCUCUUGUUAGAGCUCAUAACCGGAAUGACAGCACUUGAGUUUGGGAAAACGGUGAAUCAAAAAGGUGCUAUGCUAGAGUGGGUUAGGAAAAUUCUACAUGAAAAGAAGUUUGCGGUGUUGGUGGACAAAGAACUAGGAAACAAUUAUGAUCGAAUAGAAGUGGGGGAGAUGCUGCAAGUCGCUUUACUGUGUACUCAAUAUUUGACAGCCCACCGUCCUAAAAUGUCCGAAGUUGUCCGAAUGCUUGAAGGGGAUGGACUUGCUGAGAAGUGGGCAUCAUCACAUAAUUAUGGCAAUCACGACAUGAACCCCAGCCACGGCAACAACAGCAAUAGUACAUCCCGCCCUAACUCUGCUUCUAUACAUGAUGAUGUUCAUGAUCGUUCCAGUAUGUUUGGCAUGACAAUGGAUGAUGAUGAUGAACAGUCUUUGGAAUCCUAUGCCAUGGAACUCUCUGGUCCUAGAUAAACAAGAAAUGGGGAAAAGAAAACAGCAAGAUAGAAAAGCAGAAAGGAGUUCUCUUUGUCAUAAAUCUCAAUUAAUUUAGCUUUGGUUAAUGGGUUAUUCUAUGGUAUAUAAUCAAAUCAAAUGUGUAUAUAUAUAUUCUAAAAAGUUGUCAUUUUCGGUUUGUAUUGUAAAUAAACAGUUAAGUAGCACUGGUGAUGUUGUACUCAUGUUCCUGUGCAUUUGGAUGCAAAAUAUAUUGUUAAGUGUAGAAAAUGGGGUAGGUGGGUGCGCAAUACGCACGUUAGACUUUGUAUAGGGUGGACAGAGAGCAUCAUCAGAUUCUUUGCUCUCGAGUGUGUUCCUCAGAAUGAUAUUCGACAGUUUUGACUGAAGAUGAAGAUGGGCAUGCAUAUUGCAGUGUCCUCUCGCAGUUGUCUUGUUCAAGUAUGUGUGUUCAAACUUGAAAAUAUCAGUGUGUGAUGGUCACAGUCUGAGCUUUUGAGCUGUUAGAGGUCAUUGUCGAUCUGAUGCUUUGCAGGGCCACGCUUGCUGCACUUUUUCUCAAUUUGGUGUCUUUUCGUAUGUUCUUUUACUUUACUGUCUUCGUUACUCGUAUAGUAUUGCAAUUUUUUCCCUUUUUCUAUUAUUCAUUUCCUUUGACUC